UCAAAAGAAAGCGUUGUAAAAUCGAAUUGUAAUCAUGAUAACGACAAUAAUUCUAAAAUUAGAUUGCCGCGAUUAGAAUUACCUUCUUUUAACGGGGACAUUCAAAAUUGGUCUAUUUUUUAUGAAAAUUUCCACAACAUAAUACAUAGUAAUAAUACUUUAUCCAACUCAGAGAAAAUGCAAUAUUUGCUUGGUAGAUUAACGGGGCACGCGCUCGACUUAAGUAAAGGAAUUUUACCUACGGGCGACAAUUAUUCAUUAUUAUGGUCCGCACUUUGUGACAAAUAUAACGAUAAACGUUCACUUGCAGUGUCUUAUUUUAACCAACUUCUUAAAUUACCAGUAAUAAAUACCGCAACUCCGGCCGCUUUGGAGGGUUUUGUAGAUAAAUACUCGACGCUUGUGUCCGCUUUAAAACAAAUCGAUAUAACAAAUUUAGCUGAGUUCAUGUUUGUUCACUUAGGAUUGAGAUCGUUAGAUUUAGAAACUGUUAAGUGUUUUGAAAUGCAUAUUAGAGAAAACAAAGAAUUCCCAACAUCAUCUGAAUUAAUUAAAUUUAUCAGAGACCAGUAUCGCGUUCUAAGUCGCACCAAUGUUAAUAAUAUUGUAAAGUUUUCGAGCUCACAAAACAAUAAUAAUACUAAUUCUUACAAAACUCGCGCCGCGACACAGAAUAAAACGUUUAAAACAUUUGUCAACAUUCAAAGUAGGUAUGAUUCACCGUCUCCAUACGCAUUUAAUGAAACUAAAUCAUUAAAAUGUAAUUGUUGCAAUGUUGAUAAACACCAGUUGUAUCAAUGUCCUAAAUUUACAUCAUUAAAUCCCUUUGAACGUUAUACGUACGCGAAAAUUAAUAAAUUAUGUUUUAAUUGCCUUAGCCACCGUCAUUCAAUAGUAGAUUGUAAUUCUAUUAAACGUUGUCGUUUUUGUUCGCGUAAUCAUCACUCGCUUAUACAUUUUUCGGAUUCUACAAAACAAGCUUUCGCUAAUACAAUGACUCACGCUGAAGGUCAUAACAAUAAUUUAAAUACUCCCGCAAAACCUAAUCAUAACCGCAAUGAUAAACAUAUCGCAUUGUUUUCCCGCUCGCCCGCAGCCGCAGCUCGCUAUAAUAGUUCGCUUCCGCGCGCCAGCGCUGGUGCCUACUCGCACGCUCCCCGAAUAGAAGCACGCAACUCUCCCUCUUAUUCUCCCGCAUAUGAGAAUUCCGCUCCCCGCAUAAAUACAUGCAACAACGCUCCCUCUUAUUCUCCCGCAUAUGAGAAUUCCGCUCCCCGCAUAAAUACAUGCAACAACGCUCCCUCUUAUUCUCCCGCAUAUGAGAAUUCCGCUCCCCGCAUAAAUACAUGCAACAACGCUCCCUCUUAUUCUCCCGCAUAUGAGAAUUCCCCUCCCCGCGUAAGUACACGCAGCAACUCUCUCUCUUUAGGGCUUCGCCCUCCCGCAUACCCUCCCGCUCCCGCUUCUUAUGAAGAACACGCUCCCCACGCAUACGCACAAACCGCGCAUAUUGCGGACGCACCCGCGCAUUUCCCGCCCGCACGCACUUCUAAGUCAGAGGAUGUGCAACAAAUUAAUUUCGCUUCCGCACGAGACAAUCAAAAUAUUUCGCUUUGUGUUACGAAUACGCACUCGGAGGUCAUUGACCCUUCGCGUAACAUUUACAAUAAUUGUCAAACUGUACUUUUAGGUACAGCGGUAUGCUACGCCCAACAGUUUGAUACGAAAAAAUUAAUACCUAUUCGUGUUUUAAUAGAUUCUGGUUCUAUGAAAGAUAUAAUUACGCGUGAAUGUUGUGAUCGCUUAAAUUUACCGCUAUUUUCCGCUCAAAACGCUCAAGUUUCUGGUUUAGGUGAUGUUGUGAAUAACCCCUGCGGGUUAACAAAUUUAAAAUUAAUUUCUCGCUUAAAUGAUAAGGUUCGGUUUGAUUUACAGCCUUACGUGGUUGAUAGAAUUACUAGUGAAUUGCCCUCAUGUAAAGUUGACAUUUCUUCGCUAUCUUAUUUAAAGGAUUUGCCGCUCGCAGAUAAUUAUUAUUACCAGCCCGGUACGAUUGAUAUGAUACUCGGUUGUGAAGUAUUCGCUCGCAUAUUGUUACAACGUAAGUUUUCUCGCGGUUCAAACGAACCUAUCGCUAUAGAAACUACACUCGGUUUUUUGAUUUUAGGCAAAGCUCAGACCGCGUCAACUGACGAUCGCGCUCAAACUUUCUUUUGUAAUUUUAAUUGUACGUUUGAAAAUUGUAUUUCCCGUUUCUUUGAUACGGAAGAAUUACCUAGUGAUAAUUAUUUAACUCCCGCUGAACAAGAAUGUGAAAAUAUUUUCGAACAGACUACGUCGCGAGAUAGUAAUGGUAGGUACUCGGUCGCGCUACCAUUUAAGGCUGACCCCGCGUCGCUAGGAGAGUCUAGGCAUAUCGCCGAGCGCCGCUUUUUAUCUCUCGAACGCCGUUUGUCAGUAAAUCCGCUAGUUAAACGUGAGUACGAUAAAAUAAUAAAUGAGUAUAUAGAAAAGGGUUAUAUUACAAUUGUAAAUAACAACACGCUUAAUUCGAAUCAAUAUUAUGUAAUUCCGCAUCACGCUGUAGUCAGAGGAGAUAAAUUAACAACAAAGGUUCGAAUGGUUUUAAAUGCUAGUAUGAAAACAUCCUCAGGUAUUUCGUUAAAUGAUAUUUUACACACAGGAAGAAAUUUACAAUCGGAUUUGUUUCGAAUUAUUUUAAAUUUCCGACUGUUUCCGGUCGCGGUAAGCGCUGAUAUUCGACAAAUGUUUUUACAAGUGACAGUUAAAGAGUCCUUUCGACAAUAUCAAAGAAUUUUGUAUAGAUUUAACUCGAAUGAGCCUAUUCAAUUGUAUCAGUUUAAUAGAGUAACUUUUGGUAUGACAUGUAGUCCGUACUUAGCCAUGCGCGUAAUACGUCAACUUAUGAACGAUGAACGUUCACGAUUUCCUGUUGCGGUUGCAGCCUUAGAAAAGGACGCAAUAUAUACAGAUGAUGUUGCCCUGAGUUUUAGAAAUACCGCUGAAGCUAUAACCGCGUCAAAACAGCUGAUUGAUUUGUUCGCCGCCGGCGGAUUUGACUUAGUCAAAUUCGCUAUUGUAAGGUUCCUGCAGCGUCGGGAGGUUUACUACGAAACGGAACGCGUCUUCGCUUCGGUCAAAGUGAAGAUGUUACUUGAGGAUUCUGGUUCUUGA
This is a messenger RNA of Aricia agestis (brown argus), 3195 nucleotides long. RefSeq lists its product as uncharacterized. NCBI's taxonomy places the organism in Eukaryota, Metazoa, Arthropoda, Insecta, Lepidoptera, Lycaenidae. Bases 178 to 3195 code for a protein of 1005 amino acids. The record is from RefSeq and is a predicted model, not a curated record. The transcript is spliced from 4 exons.